This is a messenger RNA of Zea mays, 813 nucleotides long. RefSeq lists its product as uncharacterized. The transcript has a single exon. Bases 351 to 620 code for a protein of 89 amino acids. The record is from RefSeq and is marked validated. Lineage: Eukaryota; Viridiplantae; Streptophyta; Magnoliopsida; Poales; Poaceae.
AUUAAAUGUUAGCAAAUGCAGCAUCCCCCAUGCAUGCAUCCCUUUCAUUCCCUCUAACGUCCUUGUUUAGCUUGCCAGGUUGGCAGGUUCACUGUCCCAAAAAUAGCACAGUGACACCCGGCCAGGUGGUUGCUCGCGAGAGGCGCCUCCGUGACACCCGGUCCAUGCAACCGCGGAGGCCGCGCGCAGCCACUCCAUUGCCGCUUUUUAAAGCAUCGCGCACCACCUUCGCCUCGCCAAAAUCCACAAGCCACUUCAGUGCUUGCGAUCGCGUCGGCCACGAUCUCUUGCGAAAAAGCUUACCCUGUGUCUGUCUGUCCGACCGUCAGUCCGUCUAACAAUCGAUUUCCAUGACGACGUCCCCGCGCGUGUGGCUGCUCGCCAUGGCACUGGCGCUCGCCUGCGUGCUGCUCGUGAGGUCCGCCGACGCUGCUGCCGAGGCGUCCCCGACUCCAGGCGGCUCCACCUACGGGUGCAACCCGGCCACGGACAAGUCGUGCAAGCCCGAGGGCGUGGGGGUGGUGCUGCCGGGCGGCGGCAUCGACCUCGACGGCGACGGUGACGAGGACGAGCUGCCGCAGUUCCAGCCCCACCUCAUGAUCCUCGGCCAUGGCCACUGAUGAGUGUAAAUGGUUGGUUGGUUGGUCGUCCUCAGCCGAUCUACUGGACGACACGAUGGCGGUCACAUUUGCGUCCGAAUUUCUCUUGUUAAAUUGAGGCCAGAGUGAUUAAAUGAGCAUAUGAUGGUAAUUUAUUCACCGUGUAUUGCCUGUUCAAACAUGAAAGUGCACUGAUACAAUUUUAAAAAACUUA